AUGAAAGCAGUGGUAGUUGACGGCAAUCAAUGCCGUGUCGACUAUGAGCACAUGAUGCCCCAGUUACAUGACUAUCAUGUGCUUGUGAAGCCAGUUGCGGUAGCUCUUAACCCUACAGACUGGCGGCAUCUGCGAUACGGACGCGCCAAAAAUGGCUGCAUCGUCGGCUGUGACUACGCUGGCGUGGUCGAAUUCGUUGGCAGAGGCGUGACUAAGGCAUGGAGCCCAGGCGACAGGAUAUUUGGAUGUGCCCAUGGUGCCAACCUCGCUAAUCCAGACGACGGUGUGUUUGCCGAGUUUGCUGCUGUUGUUGGUGAUCUUCAAAUGCGAAUACCGGAUGAAAUGGACUUUACAGACGCGGCGACCCUGGGACUGGGAUCUAUCACAGUCGGCCAAGGUUUAUUUCAAAAAGCUCUGAAGUUGGAUUUGCCGGCCUUGACGAUAAUGAAAAAAGAAAUUCCUGUCUUGAUCUAUGGCGGCGGGACGGCCACGGGAGCGCUGGCUAUCCAGUAUGCUAGACACCUGGGCGCAGAUUUCGCCGUGGAUUACCACGAUGCAGAUGCUGGCGCACAGAUUCGCGAAUACACUAACAACAACCUAUUCCAUGCUUGGGAUACUGUGAGCGUACCCCAGUCUGCGCAAAUAUGUGCCGACGCGCUAUCCACGCAAAAACAUCAAACGCCCAUAUACGGUACCGUAUUGCCGAUUGGCAGUCCUCGUGCCGAUGUAGAGACGGUAUCAACGGUCAUGUAUACCGUCUUUGGCAAGGAAUUUAAAUUUGGCCCCGUCGUUGUACCAGCAAGCAAAGAGGAUCUCGAAUUCGGCAAGACGUUUUCUGCUCUUACAGAGGCAUUAGUGGCAGGAGAUCUUCUGUAG
This is a messenger RNA of Grosmannia clavigera kw1407, 876 nucleotides long. RefSeq names its product zinc-binding oxidoreductase. The coding region runs from base 1 to 876 and encodes 291 amino acids. Lineage: Eukaryota; Fungi; Ascomycota; Sordariomycetes; Ophiostomatales; Ophiostomataceae. Gene Ontology annotation, molecular function: oxidoreductase activity, acting on NAD(P)H. The transcript is spliced from 3 exons. The record is from RefSeq and is a predicted model, not a curated record.